UCUCUUCCGUGCUGCUUUCAAAACUUGCUUCACUUCUCAUUCCCGUAAGUUCAUAUCUUUUCACCUUCCUUCAUAUGCAGUUAUGCACAAUUUACCAUUCACUUUUAUUUUCACUUUGUAAUCUAUCUUUAAUCUUAGAGUUAUUUCUGUAAAACCAUGGACAAAGAAAAAUAUAUAGUGACUGAGGAAGAAGAAGAAGAAGAUACUGAAGAAGUGGUUAUGUUGUCUGAUAGUGAAAACUCCAUUUGCAUUAAUCUCUCCACUGAGUCUAAAAAUUCUAUCUAUGAUUUGGGUUUUGGCUCUGUAGCCAAGUUUUAUCUUCGUAACAAAAUAGAACAAGUUUUGCAUGGUGAAACUGAGUAUCAAUGGGUGAAACCUGAGGUAUUCAAAUACAAAUCUGAAUAUUGUUCGGCAAAAUCCAUAGAACAUUUGAAGAACAAACUUGUUGGAGAAACAGCAACAGAAAAACAUGUUCUGUUUGAUUUCUGUGUGGAUUCAGAACGUGUUUGUUUUAGCAAAGAAAAAAAUGAAAGUUUAGACUUUUGUUAUUUCUAUGAAACAUUUUUUACAAGACUAGGAAUGAAACUUCCUUUAUCGAGAUUCGAGUGCGAGGUAUUGAACUGGUUGAAUGUAUCUCCGUCUCAGCUUCAUCCUAAUAGUUGGGCUUUCGUUCGUGCAUUCGAACGUGUACUUAUUUACUACGAUUUAGAACCGUCUGCUGCUUUGUUUUUCUGUUUUUUUCAGUUGAGGAUUGGAAAACAAGUUGGGUGGGUUUCGGUAAGUGGUAUUCCGGGUCGAAAAUUGUUGGAGAGCUUUGAUCAAUCUUAUAAGGGAUUUAAAACUAGGUUCUUUAAAAUUUGGGCUGUUCCGGGGGAACCUUGUUUUCUAUUGAAUAGUGAGGAUGGUAAGCCAUUGUUUCCUUUGUAUUGGUCUCAUGAUCCUCAACCUAUUAAAGAGGUUGAUGAAACUAGGCUUCCUCGUCGUGAGUUUUGUAUCGUUCAAUUUUUGAAGAUGUUACCUAUGUUAAGCACGGUUAAAAUAUUGGCUGCUCAAAAUGAUCCUAAUGCUAUGGAUGCUUACUUAAGUAGCAUGGCACCAAAAAUGUCCAAAAAACAGAUGGAGGAGCUCCUAGAAUCAUCCAAGAAAGAGGGCAUUAGCCAUGUGACUGCUAAUGUUGUCAAAGAGUUAUGUAAUAAGAACAUACCUGAGGCUAUCCCACUUCAAACUGUUUCUGUUGCCUUUGCUUCCACUUCUAAGGCUCCUACCAAUCCGACCUUGUGGGCGAAACAUCUAAGGGAGUUUAAUGAAGGUCCCGAGGACUCCUUAUGGAAUUUGUCCAUUGAUCGAUCUGAGAUUGUAGACGAGCAUAUAAUACGCCGUGCUGACGAAGCCAAAUUUGCUAGAGCUGGAGAUAUUGGUAUUUGCAAAGCACUAACUAGUCAUAAUCUAAGGACUAUUGCAAUGGUGCGACAUCUUGAGUCUGCGAUUAUUAAAAAGGAUGUUAGCAUCGAGACUUUAAAGAAUAAAGUAGCUAACUUAGAGAAAGAGUUAGCUGCUGAAAAAGAGAAGUUGGCCACUGCUUAUUCAAAGUUGAAAAAAGAGAAGAAUGAUUUGGCUGCAAAGUACAAAGCUGAGUCUCAUGGUUGGACUCAACUGAAGAAAAAAUUGGAGGAUGAUGUUGUUGACUAUCAACGAGGUUUUGCUGAACAGUAUAGGGAUGGUUUCGAAAAUGCCAUUUCUCAGAUUCGUAUUAUAGCUCCUAAUGUUGAUGUUUCUAAGGUUGAUAAGUAUAAAGUUGUUAGGGAUGGGAUGAUUGUUGAUGAAGAGGAAGAUGAGGAAACUUAGACAAGAAAAAAUCAAUGCUUUUAGUAGGUUGGAAAAUGUUUUGUUUUGAAGCUUACGGAGGGAUUAAACUAUUGAAAGAUGCAUUAAUGUUUUGUUUUGAAGCUUAGGGAGGGAUUGAUGGAUGCACUAAUGCUUUGUUUGGAUGUAUAAUAUGGUCAAAUAUUUUGUUACUUUUUUCGGACAUCUUUAGUUAAUUUCUUGUUGAAUGAAUGCAUCAUUUUACCUUGCAAUUGUUAUGCUUUGAUUUCUC
Messenger RNA from Trifolium pratense (red clover), 2095 nucleotides. RefSeq lists its product as uncharacterized. The transcript is spliced from 2 exons. Bases 157 to 1845 code for a protein of 562 amino acids. The record is from RefSeq and is a predicted model, not a curated record. NCBI's taxonomy places the organism in Eukaryota, Viridiplantae, Streptophyta, Magnoliopsida, Fabales, Fabaceae.